This is a messenger RNA of Fusarium pseudograminearum CS3096, 2064 nucleotides long. RefSeq lists its product as uncharacterized. The record is from RefSeq and is a predicted model, not a curated record. Lineage: Eukaryota; Fungi; Ascomycota; Sordariomycetes; Hypocreales; Nectriaceae. The transcript has 2 exons. The coding region runs from base 1 to 2064 and encodes 687 amino acids.
AUGGAGGAAUACGAAGCUAAUCGCAAGGCUCGCCUCGAGCAUGACCAUCAAUGGUGGGGGGAUACUCACGUCGAACCCGCGGAAGGAAACCCAGAUCGCCAACACAUAUACGCCCAUAACCCUACGAUCUCUGACCAAGAGUUUGGCGAGGUAGUGCAGGCGUUCAGAAAAUCAAUCACAAACACCGAGACAGGUGAGCUUGAUUCUCUAUCAGUCCAGUUGCGGCCCACCACUCCUCCUCUGGAGAGGGCAACGAAGCAGUUGCAAGGCCUAAAGGAUCAAGAUGUGGAAAUGUCGGACGAAUUGGAGAAGGAGAUCAUCCACCAGUUCACAACAAACAACGGCAUGGUCGCCGCCUUGACAGAGUGGUGUCGAGACAAGCUAGACGUCCCUGUUGAACACGCCAACCAACUGAUGAAAAUGAUACACCGAUUGAACCUCGAAAUGUCCAAGCAGCAACGCGACUUACAAUACGAACUGGACCAAACAAAGACAUCUCUCAAAGAGUCUGUUGAGGAAGCCUAUAACAGCAAGCAGAAUAUCGCGACUUUAGAGGCCGAUCUGGCAAUGGCCAAAGCUAAAAACGAAGUUUCGGGAACGCUUCUCGAAAAAAGCGCAGAGGAAUUCCAAGAUGCCGAGGAAGAAUUCAAAGAGAUGACGGCGUUUCACGAUGAAGUCCACAAAAAGCUGAGGGCGCACGCGGCAACAUGGAUGGCUACUAAGAAUGUAUACGAUAAGCUCUCACAGGACGAUCAGAACGCAAGACCAGAGAUUAAAACCCUCAUCAACAAGACAUCCCUGAACUGGGCGGAAUUGGACAGUAUGUACGAUCGAAAGUGGCUACCUGUGGCAAAAGCUCUAGAGCAGACUGACAAUCGUAAUGGUAUAGGUCUGCUGGGCUUGAUUGAACAGAAAGGAGAGGAACUCAGGGACAAGGAAAAUGAGGUCGAUCAACUCCGCGGGUCCAUAGCCGAACAGACCAAAAAGCUCGAGCAAAAAGAUCAGGAAAUUGAGAGACUAAAGCUCAAGCUCCACGAAAUGUUUUCCUCCAAACUGUCUGGAAUAGAUACUCCAGAGCACAGCCAAUAUUCUUCAAACACUUCGAUGGCGUCGUCGUUCAACUCGAUUCAGAUGGAAGAAGAGAUCAAGAGGCUCAAACAGCAAAACUCGGGUCUUCAAAAAAUGUUGGCAAACAAUAGCAAAGGCAAAGACAAGGAUAAGGACAAGGCCAGCUCUUCAGCAGACACUUCCCCACAGGAUGGGAAUGAACUCAAAGUAGCCCUCGAAGAAAUUCAGAACCUCAGAGCCCAAGUUCAAACGCAGACGGGGGACAUCGAAAAGCUCAACGGAAUAGUCAACAGGAAGGAGAGAGUAUUCGAAAAGCAAUUCGGAAGCCCCAGGCAAGAGAGCAAUCUCUACCGGAAUCGUCUGAAAGAAGUGGAAACUGCCCAAUUCAAGACGGCUGAUAAAUUGAUCUUGGCCAUUGGAAAGAACGACUCGGCCUCCAGUAUCGACAGGAAGAUGGGCCUCAGGGAUCGGAUCAACUAUCUCAACCUGGUUUGCUUCUUCCGUACCCGCAACUACAUCCAGCUGGCUAUUCGAGAGGGAGCUAAUAGAAUGGCCAACGCUCUCCUGGAAGACAUUGAAGGAUGGGCAAAGUUCUGCCAUAAGGAUUUCGAAACGAUGGAUCCAAGCGUCAAUAUCCUAAUCGAGGCCUCGAUUCGUAUCCUUCACGACGUCAGGACCAUCGUGGCCAACGAUACAGAAGAAGAUCUAAAAGCGGCUCAAGAAAGUAUCCAAGCUGCACGUGAUGUUUUCGAGCAAUAUCCCAUAGAAGGGGCCUUUUUUCAACUUGAUCGCCUUGCUGAUCAAAUCUUGCAAAUCGCCCAAGAACAAGCUGCCGAGUCGCACACGAAAAAGAUGCGCUUUAUUUUCGCCGACAAACUCCAUGUGGGGAGGACUCGGAGAGUCGACAUCAGAAGUAAAGUCAGGAACGCUUCAGGUAUGAAGUCUGCUGGCCUUCGUCUACCUGGGGUUCACUCUCCCGUGUCCUCUGAAAAAUAG